AGCGGUGCCGCCGGGCGCUAUAACAACACAGCUCCUCCUGGCGCAGCCGCAUCCACCUGGAAGCGGCCGCGAGCCCCCGCCCGUUACCCCGCUCGGGAGUUCGCGCCCGCAAGCGGCGCUGCAGACCGGCGCUCGGCCGCCGCCAGCUGAACGUUCACAUCGCGCAUGCGCGCGGCCUCCUCUCUCCCCGCUCUCCGGCCCGGCGCCGCGCACGCGCAGCAGCCCCGCUCUCCCCCGCCAGCCCGCCAACAAUGCGGCACUGCCUGCUCCUAAAAUGGCGGCGCGGGCGGCCCCACGAGGGCCCCGCUACCUCCUUAUCGCCCGGACCCAGCCCCGCUGCUGCAGAUUAGCGCCGUUUUCCCAGAAUGUACUUGAGCUUCGCCCGGCCCUGCUCCGAGCAGCUCCCGAGAUGCGAUGGCAGGGCCGUGCACGCGCAGCUCUGCACGCCCAGCACUGCACAAAUGCAGCCUGCAGUCUCUUAAGGAACUCACAGCUGCCACGAUCCUGUCCGCCACAACAGCCCGCUUCACACUCACGCUCUGAAUUUUACGAAUCUUCUGCAGCAGCUGGAAAGUCUACACUUGUCAGGCUGCUGGAGAAGCACAGCGAUGAGUGGGAGGUGAUCCCCGAGCCCAUCGCCAAGUGGUGCAACAUCCAGACCAGUGAGGAUGAGUGCGAGGAACUUUCAACUUCUCAGAAGAGUGGAGGAAACCUACUUCAAAUGCUGUAUGAUAAACCUACAAGAUGGGCUUAUACUUUUCAGACUUAUGCCUGCUUGAGCAGAGUAAGGGCACAACUGAAACCCAUCUCAGCCAAGCUGCAUGAAGCAGAACAUCCAGUGCAAUUUUUUGAGAGAUCUGUGUACAGUGACAGGUAUGUGUUUGCUUCUAACCUGUUUGAAUCUGGAAACAUCAAUGAAACAGAGUGGACUAUCUAUCAGGACUGGCACACAUGGCUUUUAAAUCAGUUUCAAUCUGAAAUAGAACUGGAUGGCAUGAUCUACCUAAGGACCACACCUCAGAAAUGCAUGGAAAGACUACAGAAGAGGGGAAGAAAAGAGGAGGAAGGAAUUGACCUCGAGUAUUUGGAAAACCUCCACUAUAAACAUGAGACGUGGCUUUGUGAAAGAAGUAUGAGAGUUGAUUUUGAGAACCUUAAAGAGAUUCCCAUUCUUGUUUUGGAUGUUAAUGAAGAUUUUAAAAAUGAUAAAAUUAAACAGGAGUACCUGAUUGAUGAGAUCAAAUCUUUCCUGAUUUCUUAAGAAGAAUUAAGACCAACAUAAAUGCUUGGAACUCAAGAAUUAAACCAAACAACCACGUGGUCUUCGACAUUCUAGCUAAACUAGAUGUACUGUCAGUAUAACUUAUAAGCCUCAGAAAAGUAGUUUUGUUUGUUUGAACUGCGGUUUUCUAGAUAGACUUUACUGGCUAUUUUAAAGAAAAAUACAGAGUGCCUUGAUAAUGUAUUUCAUUUGUGUAUAUUCUCUACUCUUUAAUAAAGAUUUUUAAAAUAACACGGGCUGGUAACUGGCUCCAAGCACAGAGAAGUUAAGCGGUUAUCAGCAACUGACAACCGGUAAAUAUAGAUACCAGGCGCCGGGGCAGGGUUGUUUUGCAAUAAUUGGCAUAGUUCACCAUUUUAAGAUCAGACUGUUAUGGCGUCCAGAGCCUUUCCUUUCAACUUCUGCUUCAUUAAAUGGCUGUUUUCAAGGGAUUUACACUACUUAAGGUCAGGCAUUACUGCAGUCAGAAGGAUUACAC
Molecule: messenger RNA, 1760 nt
Organism: Phasianus colchicus (ring-necked pheasant)
Lineage: Eukaryota; Metazoa; Chordata; Aves; Galliformes; Phasianidae
Product: deoxycytidine kinase 2
Biological process (GO): nucleobase-containing compound metabolic process
Cellular component (GO): mitochondrion; cytoplasm
Molecular function (GO): deoxynucleoside kinase activity; ATP binding
Source: RefSeq, a predicted model, not a curated record